AUGGUUGUAGAUGUUAGUAAUUUUGAACCUAAUAAGCGUUCUUUAAGCCCUAUUAGAAAUAACAGCGAAGGCUGUCGAUGUUUGCACAACCAAAAAAGCGCUACGAAUGAUAACGAACAUCUAGAUCGUGAAGAAGGAUUAAGUUCUGGAGCCUCUUCCUACCGUAAGGUAAAAUCUAGUGAUGAAAAUAUGUUGAAUAUGCUUUCAAAAGUAUUUCAAAGUACAAAGAAAAGUAUCUGGUCGGCGGUGUUCUCUAACUAUGACCGACCUGUUAGUCAUGACUUUAAACCUAAGGAACCUUCUAGCAGUGUACCGGGAACAUAUGAUACGAUGAGGUCCGAUUUAGUCGGUCGCUUGGAAGACAAUGUUGGUUUAUAUGUCAAAAAACGUCAAUCCUCAGAAUAUGUAAUGAUUCCAAACAAAAAACGCAAACCUAGUGAUGAUAGAGAACCUCUCUUUGAAACCAUCGGGUCUAAAUUUCAUGAAAAGAAAGAACCAGAGCUUGAGGAUAAGCUAAAAAACGCCAUAACCCCUGAGCUAGAUAAUCCGGCGGCAGACCCUUUUAAGUGGGAUAGAGGCAAAUCUGAAUAUCCAUUGCAUACCGGACCUGUACAAUAUGGUACAGCUUUUUAUCGAAGAAGAAGCAAGAUAGACUCUAGUUCGAGAUUAUCUAUUGCCCGUCAAACUUCCUCAAACGAUUCAGUUCCGGCAAUCUCAUUUCUAAAGAUGGUUUACAACGGUGAGUUGAGGACUAACGAAGCUAUAGAAAAUGAACGGCGUGCACAAUUACAGUUACUGGAGUCCAGUACUAGAGAAAGUAAAAGUCUUAAGAAAUCCAUUAUAAACUUGACAGAGAAGAUUAAGGAAAUUCUGAUUGAUAGGCAGCCAUCCGUAAUAUUAGAUAAUGAUGUCAAAAUCAUUAGCGAAAGAAAAGUCGAUCCACUUACAUUAAAACGUAAGGAAUUCUACAAUCAAAAAUUGAAGUUCGAUAGAUCCCUUCUAACAUUCGAAGAGGAGUUUAAAAGCUAUAAGAAAUUGAUUGAAGAGCGAAGACGCAUUCAAUCAGAGAUAAGGAGGAAACAAAGAAAGCUCGUCCCUGAAUUGCCAGAUGAUAUUGUCAAUGACGUGAAGACCGUGCUCAAAAGAAAUGAUAAAUCAAUAUUGAGUAAGAAGAACAAUUUGGAGGUAACUGUGAGAGACUUCAAAACUUUGGCACCUAGAAGGUGGUUAAAUGAUACAAUAAUUGAGUAUUUCAUGAAACAAAUAGAAAAUAAUAACGCAAAAGUGGUAGCAUUUAAUUCCUUUUUCUACACUAAUCUUUCUCAGAAUGGAUACCAAGGUGUAAGGCGGUGGAUGAAAAGGAAGAAGGUCAAAAUUAAUGAUUUAGAUAAAGUUUUCGCACCAAUUAACCUCGACCAGAGUCAUUGGACUCUAGGAGUUAUUGAUAUUGCUAACAAAAGAGUACUAUAUGCAGAUUCUUUAUCCAGUUCUCCAAGUGCGACUAGUUUUGCUAUAAUGAAAGAUUUGCAAAAGUAUGUUAUAGAUGAAAGUGGAGGUAGUCUCGGCGCAGAUUUUGAAUUACAACAUCUUGUUUGUCCCAGACAACCUAACGGUUAUGAUUGCGGUGUGUAUGUCUGCAUAAACUCUUUAUAUAUUUCCAAAGAUCAAGACUUGAAAUUUGACCAUGACGAUGCGACUAGAAUGCGACUUUACAUAGGCAGUAUGAUUUUAUCAGACGGAAAGUGA
Molecule: messenger RNA, 1746 nt
Organism: Eremothecium sinecaudum
Lineage: Eukaryota; Fungi; Ascomycota; Saccharomycetes; Saccharomycetales; Saccharomycetaceae
Gene: ULP1
Product: SUMO protease ULP1
Exons: 1
Coding region: 1-1746 (581 amino acids)
Biological process (GO): protein desumoylation
Cellular component (GO): nucleus
Molecular function (GO): deSUMOylase activity
Source: RefSeq, a predicted model, not a curated record